GAAAUCAACUUACUCACUCGUCUCCGCGUGUAGGUGGCUCUAACUCUAUUCCAUUCCACUCCUCUUUGGGAACAAGAGAGAGUAGUACCGUUAGAUUAGCCGCGUUUUUCAAAAGUACUUUUUUCUGUUCAGACCAUGGGAAUUGAAAGAGGAGGCUUGAAGGGGUUCAGGAGCGGCUGGACCGUGCCGCCAAAGCCAUGUGACUCCUGCAAACUGGCUUCGGCGGCGCUUUUCUGCCGCCCCGAUUCCGCUUUUCUCUGCAUCGCUUGCGACUCCAAGAUUCACUGCGCCAACAAGCUGGCGUCGCGCCACGAGCGCGUCUGGAUGUGCGAGGUCUGCGAGCAGGCCCCCGCGGCUGUCACGUGCAAGGCUGACGCCGCCGCUCUCUGUAUCACGUGCGACUCAGACAUCCACUCUGCCAACCCCCUCGCGCGCCGCCACGACCGCGUCCCCGUUGAGCCUUUCUUCGACUCCGCCGACUCCAUCGUCAAGGCCUCCGCCGCUGCCUCCUUCGGCUUCAUCGUCCCCUCCGACGACGCCACCGCUGCCUCCGAUGCCUUCGCCCCCGACGACACUGACGCAGCCGCCUGGCUCAUCCCUAACCCCAAUUUCGGGUCGAAACUCAUGGACGCCCCUGACAUCAAGUCCAAGGAGAUCUUCUACUCAGAAAUGGACCCCUUCCUCGACUUCGAUUACUCAAACUCCUUCCACAACAGCGCCGGAAACGACAGCGUCGUUCCGGUUCAAACCAAACCUUCCCUCGCUCCUUCCCUCAUCAAUAACCACCACCAAUCAGAAAGCUGCUUCGACAUCGAUUUUUGCCGCACCAAGCUCUCCUCCUUUAACUACCCAUCCCAGUCUCUCAGCCAAAGCGUUUCGUCGUCAUCGCUUGAUGUUGGAGUGGUGCCGGACGGGAACACCGUGUCGGAGAUGUCGUACUCGUUCGGGCGGAACAGUUCGGAAUCGAGUGGGAUUGGUUUGUCCGGAGUAAGUGGAGGGCAAGGGGCGACGCAGUUGUGUGGGAUGGACCGUGAAGCGAGGGUGCUGCGAUACAGAGAGAAGAGGAAGAACCGAAAGUUCGAGAAAACCAUUCGAUACGCUUCGCGGAAGGCUUAUGCGGAAACCCGGCCCAGGAUAAAAGGGCGGUUCGCGAAGCGAGCCGAAAUUGACUCGGAUGUGGAGCGUCUGUACAGCCCUGGCGCUGCGUCGCUGAUGCUGGACAGUCCAUACGGCGUCGUACCGUCGUUUUAGUCUGUAUAAAAGAGGGAACGAUGGCGGGAUGGUGCAUGAAUCUAGUGUCGGGAAAUCUUAGAAUAAUGAUUAGUGAUUCUGUGGGAUUGAUUAUUAGGGAAAAAGGUGAAGAAUCGGUACGAACGUGAUUCUUACCUGGAACGCGAUGGGGAAGGUUGUUUCAUUAGGAUGGAGGAGAAAAGCCCGUUUACUUUUUUUUAAAGAACUUUAAAGGGGCUGCAUCUUCAUCUUCAGCUCGUGUAGAAUUAGAAUCUGUACUGUAAACUCUUUUCACUGCCUUACCUUCCCUGCUGUCUUUUUUAGUAUAAAAGUCUGUUUUUUCUAUCACCCCGAUCACGGAUCUCUUUCCCCCUUCUUAUUGGCUGCCAUUUCCAACUCUAUAUAUAUAAAUCACUUCUUCUUUAUUUUA
Messenger RNA from Vigna unguiculata (cowpea), 1660 nucleotides. It is a transcript of the gene COL5, whose product is annotated as CONSTANS-like 5. Gene Ontology annotation, biological process: regulation of flower development. The record is from RefSeq and is a predicted model, not a curated record. Gene Ontology annotation, molecular function: DNA-binding transcription factor activity; zinc ion binding; protein binding. Gene Ontology annotation, cellular component: nucleus. NCBI's taxonomy places the organism in Eukaryota, Viridiplantae, Streptophyta, Magnoliopsida, Fabales, Fabaceae.